Anopheles maculipalpis is the source of this 2027-nucleotide messenger RNA. RefSeq lists its product as uncharacterized. The record is from RefSeq and is a predicted model, not a curated record. The coding region runs from base 19 to 2019 and encodes 666 amino acids. The transcript has 9 exons. Lineage: Eukaryota; Metazoa; Arthropoda; Insecta; Diptera; Culicidae.
CCCAACAAAACCGUAGCGAUGAAGAUUGCUCUUAUCGUAGUAGCUUGUUUGGUGGCCACGGUCGUCAGUGCGCCGACCCAAAUUUCCCUCACGGAUGAUUUCGACGAUUUCGUAGCGUUGCUUCCUUUGGAUGACCUGCUGGAUUUGGCUAUGCGAUACCUUUUGACCGACAAGGAAGUCCAGCAAGCGUUGCUCUACCUUCAAGGAGCGGAGUUUGCAUCGGUUUGGGAUCAAUUCUUCGCUCUAACAGCAGUACGAGAUUUGUUGAACUACCUUGAAGAUGCUGGAGUGCCAGCAUACGACUCGUUGAAUGAAGUCGCUGACUUUUUGGGAUUGACACAUCUGAAACCAGGCGUCCGAAGCUUGCGCACCGGUGGACUGAACGGACUGCUGGAAGAGGCCCUGGCUUUGUUGCCUCAUGACGAACUAGAGGCUCUGUUCGAAGAGAAGCUGAAGACUAGCGCAGAAUUCAAGGCACUGUUUGAGAAGCUUCAGAAAUUUGACCAUAAACAGCUGCGAGACUUGUACGAGAACUCGGCUGAAGUACAAGGAAUGGUCCAAAAGCUGCGGGACCAUGGUGUUGAUGUUGAUCACAUCGUUCAGGUGGUCAAGGAUUUCUUUGAGUUGCUAACAGAUGGCCACUUGAAAUGGUGCGAUAACAUUAUUUAUAAACAGCGGUUAUCGACUUCCGACUACAAGGUGUCUAGCUAUAAAAAGGAUCGUAAGACGCUUCUAAAGUUGUCAGUACAUACAGUCAUACCCAACAGAACAGUAACGAUGAAGAUUGCUCUGAUCGUAGUAGCUUGUUUGGUGGCCACGGUCGUCAGUGCGCCGACCCAAAUUUCCCUCACGGAUGAUUUCGACGAUUUCGUAGCGUUGCUUCCUUUGGAUGACCUGCUGGAUUUGGCUCUGCGAUACCUUUUGACCGACAAGGAAGUCCAGCAAGCGUUGCUCUACCUUCAAGGAGCGGAGUUUGCAUCGGUUUGGGAUCAAUUCUUCGCUCUCACAGCAGUACGAGAUUUGUUGAACUACCUUGAAGAUGCUGGUGUGCCAGCAUACGACUCGUUGAAUGAAGUCGCUGACUUUUUGGGAUUGACACAUCUGAAACCAGGCGUCCGAAGCUUGCGCACCGGUGGACUGAACGGACUGCUGGAAGAGGCCCUGGCUUUGUUGCCUCAUGACGAACUAGAGGCUCUGUUCGAAGAGAAGCUGAAGACUAGCCCAGAAUUCAAGGCACUGUUUGAGAAGCUUCAGAAAUUUGACCAUAAGCAGCUGCGAGACUUGUACGAGAACUCGGCUGAAGUACAAGGAAUGGUCCAAAAGCUGCGGGACCAUGGUGUUGAUGUUGAUCACAUCGUUCAGGUGGUCAAGGAUUUCUUUGUCAUACCCAACAGAACCGUAACGAUGAAGAUUGCUCUGAUCGUAGUAGCUUGUUUGGUGGCCACGGUCGUCAGUGCGCCGACCCAAAUUUCCCUCACGGAUGAUUUCGACGAUUUCGUAGCGUUGCUUCCUUUGGAUGACCUGCUGGAUUUGGCUCUGCGAUACCUUUUGACCGACAAGGAAGUCCAGCAAGCGUUGCUCUACCUUCAAGGAGCGGAGUUUGCAUCGGUUUGGGAUCAAUUCUUCGCUCUCACAGCAGUACGAGAUUUGUUGAACUAUCUGGAAGAUGCUGGUGUGCCAGCAUACGACUCGUUGAAUGAAGUCGCUGACUUUUUGGGAUUGACACAUCUGAAACCAGGCGUCCGAAGCUUGCGCACCGGUGGACUGAACGGACUGCUGGAAGAGGCCCUGGCUUUGUUGCCUCAUGACGAACUAGAGGCUCUGUUCGAAGAGAAGCUGAAGACUAGCCCAGAAUUUAAGGCACUGUUCGAGAAGCUUCAGAAAUUUGACCAUAAGCAGCUGCGAGACUUGUACGAGAACUCGGCUGAAGUACAAGGAAUGGUCCAAAAGCUGCGGGACCAUGGUGUUGAUGUUGAUCACAUCGUUCAGGUGGUCAAGGAUUUCUUUGGUUGGAACUAAACGUUAUG